Leucoraja erinaceus (little skate) is the source of this 7805-nucleotide messenger RNA. RefSeq names its product CDP-diacylglycerol synthase (phosphatidate cytidylyltransferase) 2 (gene cds2). Lineage: Eukaryota; Metazoa; Chordata; Chondrichthyes; Rajiformes; Rajidae. The record is from RefSeq and is a predicted model, not a curated record. Bases 204 to 1508 code for a protein of 434 amino acids. The transcript has 13 exons. Gene Ontology annotation, cellular component: endoplasmic reticulum membrane. Gene Ontology annotation, molecular function: phosphatidate cytidylyltransferase activity.
ACGACCGGACAGGACAGGACAGGAGCGGAGCUGUCGGUCGGCAGACAGACAGACAGACAGUGCGGGUGGAUGCCAGGCGGUUCGCCCAGGAGGUGCGGCUUUCUGUGACUCCCGCUGCCGGGGCCUGGAGUUGGUCAGCGGGCGAGAGCCGGAGCGGAGGCGCGGGAUCGGCAGCGAGCGGCAGCGGACGGGCGGAGAGCGACAUGGCGGAGCUGAGGCGCAGGGCCCGCGAUGAUUCGCAGGAUCUGCUGGAACCAGAUGCGGGGCCAAUCACAAGUGAAGUGACAACGGAAUCGGGGAGUUCGGACAUUCCUCCUUCUGUUGAUAACACUCCAGAGGUGCUGAACAAGGCUCUAUCAGGACUGUCUUCAAGAUGGAAGAAUUGGUGGGUGCGAGGAAUUCUGACACUGGCCAUGAUUACGUUCUUUUUCGUCAUCAUCUAUCUAGGACCCAUGGUUUUGAUGAUGAUCGUUCUAUGUGUACAGAUCAAAUGCUUUCACGAGAUUAUUCUCAUUGGUUACAGCGUUUAUCGCUCCUACGAUCUGCCAUGGUUCCGGACUCUUAGCUGGUAUUUCUUAUUAUGUGCAAACUACUUCUUCUAUGGAGAGACGGUAACAGACACGUUCUUCGCAUUGGUUCAGAGGGAGGAACCUCUCCGGAUCCUGAGCAAAUACCAUCGCUUCAUUUCCUUUGCUCUUUACUUGGCAGGAUUCUGCCUGUUUGUCCUGAGUCUUGUGAAGAAGCACUACCGACUGCAGUUCUACAUGUUUGGGUGGACUCAUGUGACUUUGCUAAUAGUCGUGACUCAGUCCCACCUCAUCAUCCACAACCUCUUUGAAGGAAUGAUUUGGUUCAUUGUGCCGAUUUCUUGUGUGAUCUGCAAUGACAUCAUGGCUUACAUGUUUGGAUUCUUUUUUGGCCGGACUCCACUCAUCAAGCUGUCUCCCAAGAAGACCUGGGAAGGAUUUAUCGGAGGAUUCUUUGCAACCGUCGUGUUUGGACUUUUGCUGUCCUACGUGAUGGCAGGGUACAAUUUCUUUGUCUGUCCUGUGGAGUUCAACAAUGAGGCCAACAGUUUCACCGUGGAAUGUGAACCAUCAGAGCUGUUCCUCCUGCAAGAUUACACAAUCCCAACUGUUCUUCAGUCCGUUAUAGGCUGGCGGUCGAUCAAGAUGUACCCUUUCCAGAUUCACAGCAUUGCCCUUUCUAGUUUUGCAUCACUAAUCAGCCCAUUUGGAGGAUUCUUUGCCAGCGGCUUCAAGAGAGCAUUUAAGAUCAAGGAUUUUGCUGACACCAUUCCCGGGCAUGGUGGAAUUAUGGACCGCUUUGAUUGUCAGUAUCUCAUGGCGACUUUUGUUAAUGUCUACAUUGCCAGCUUCAUAAGGGGGCCGAAUCCUAGUAAACUGCUGCAGCAGUUACUGGCACUUCGCUUGGACCAACAGUUGCAGAUAUUCAAGAGCCUGAAAGCCAAUCUGCUCCAGAAGGGUGUGCUGCCUGCAGGGGCGUAGGACCGGGAGAAUCACUGAAGUGGUUGCCGUAUAAAGCCUCAGGAAAGAGUCCAGCCAGUGACCUUUCUCUCAAACGCAGUGCGUCCAAAUUACCCUACCAGGAAUUUCCACAUGUAAUCGAGAGUUCCAUGCUCCUUGUGUAGCUAGAGCUGUGCAUUCUUUAUUGUUAUCUGGUUGAUGGGAUUAAUAGGUAGCAAUAUGUUUAAUCAUGGGAUCACAGCUCAUUAGUAGGCACAUUAAUGAUGGCCACUGACCCGUGAUUAAUCAUCAAAACGACACACGGAGGUUUUUUUUUGUUUUAAAUGACUCGCCAUUGCUGUUUACAGUGAAAGAUCGGGAGGCUGGCACUGAGCUCUGUAUAAAUCAUGGACUCUGCUCCAGUUGAAUCCCAAUCUGAGCCUGUCCUGCACCAGUGCAGGAGUCUCGCGUUACAAGUCCAACUGAUUGUCCAUGAUUUAUUUGUUGCUCAGCUCUAAUGUACGCUUUAGGGUGGAGUAGAUGUAGUAUUCAGUCUAGCCUUGACCAUGUAGUUUGUGAAGAACCUGCUGUUUUACAUUUGCAUUCAUAGGGUUUCUUGAGCCACCUGAAGGAGCUUAGAAUAUGAUGUUUACACUGGCUGUCUCGUAGGAUGUAGAGGAAAGUCUAGUAGAAACACGUCGCACUUGCACGCUGGAGAGUUUGCAGUGAGGUGUCGGGAACAGAUUUAAGUGAGGAGCAAUAUUCUCCAUUUAUUGUCGAUUUAUUGCAAACUAUCCAGCUUGCAACGUGAAUGGUAUCAUAAACCUGCUCAAAACAUUGCCUUUCUUUUGAAGUGUUCAUGGGUGAAGUGGUCCUUUUGAGACGAGCAUCUCCAUUUUAUCAGAUCCUGGCGACCCCAUCACUUAGUAAGGAAAGUGUUAGCUUUUACAAUUAUAUUUAAUCAAAAAAAAAAUCUGUGCACUCAAGUAUUAUUUAGAUAUUAACCUGUAAUAUUAGCUGUUUUCUUGUGAGGCCUUUCAACAAAAUCGCUGCAUUGUGAUUUCACGCCACUUCAUGUCAAUAAUUUAUUCGGGGAGUAUAGUUUCAAAGAUUGCACUUGACCUCUGGUGUCUGAACCAGAUGAUUGCUCUUCACGUAGAUGCCAUUUACAACCUGUUCAGCUAUGUGGGAAAUCACUAUGAAGCUUGCUGUUUUUAUUCUCUGUUUCCCCCCCCACCCACACUCACUUCUCAUCAUUCCUCGUCCCCCUCAUCCACCCCCACCUCACUUGCCCAAAUGACCAUUCAGGCACCAGGUAACAAACAGAUGACCCAGUUGAUUUACCUUUGUUCCAACCAAGAAAACGCAGGGUUAACCAUACAGCCUCUGUGAGAUCGAUCUUGUCAGUUCGGUGUAGGUAGCUUGUAUCUGAGAUGGGGAUGGGACGAUGAUGGGAGUGAAGGUCAGGUGCAUGACUAAACCGGGUCGCCUUCUGCUUGCUGAUACACACGACAGCGAAAGCUAACUGUGGGGAAGGGAGUGACGGCCAUUUCUCAGGAGCGCCUGAGGACUACAUCGUGCCAAAGGGCUGUUGUGGAAGAUUCCACUUGACAAACAUGACUGUGGAAUAUAAUGUUACUCGUUGACUCUGGUAUGAACCUGAGGGAUGCCAGAAGGCUCAAUAAUUCAGGGAGAAUGAACAGAUGAUUAUUUUUGUGCAAAUUAUUAUUUUAUCAAUAUUUCAACAAAACCUAAGAAGUAAAGAUUUUCCGAACCCAAGCCUUUUGGUUUUCUGUGUGUUUAAGAAGGAACUGCAGAUGCUGGAAAAUCGAAGGUACACAAAAAAGCUGGAGAAACUCAGCGGGUGCAGCAGCAUCUAUGGAGCGAAGGAAAUAGGCAACGCCUAUUUCCUUCGCUCCAUAGAUGCUGCUGGACCCGCUGAGUUUCUCCAGCUUUUUGGUGUACCUUUUGGUUUUCUGUCCUGUUAAUGUAUACAUUGAAUUCCCCACCGAAGUUUUAAAAUACACCAAACAUUUGUCAAUAGCCAAUAUUCAGUAUCACCCAAAGUGACCGGAAAUAAUUAGUAGUUGACGCUCUAAAGAUUUUACAGAGAACUAUUGUGUUGACAAUCCUUAUAUAAAUUGUGGAGAUGAUACAUCUCUAUGAUUAAUUGUAGACAUCUUCGGAGUGAACAUUGACCUGCUGUGAAAUGUACUUCACCAUGCAGUUCAUGCAUUGUACUAUUUUUAAUUGUUAAGGGAGGGAGACCAGUUUGAGUGGACAAAUGCUGUGCCACUAAUUACCAUCUGCUUGUUUUAUUUCCCCUCUUGUUAGCCUUCAUUCCAGUAUUAUUAGUUGUCCGGCUGCACAGAGUGUAGAAUGGAACAGGGUGAGAGGGAGAGUGAGAGCGAGAGAGAGGACUGUGUUGAGAAAUAUUGUGAAUUACUGAGCACAAUUGUUAAAGAUCCCCACAUACUGAACCUGCGGUGCGAUCUUCCAUCAAUGUUUCUUCCUAUGUGGUGGGUCAAAGAGAGAUAGUUUACUACCAAGUGUGGAUUUAGGACAAUAAUAAUGAUGGGAUAGGAAUGAGAAGAACUCAGGAAUUGUCUCAGUCUGGUCUGUUUUUACUGAGAAACUGUUUUCUAAUUUCUUUCAAAUCAUUUGAGUAAGUUCACUGGGAAAGAUAGCCACUAGCUUCAUUGAUCUGGAUAGGUCCUACUUAGGCUGCUGCGCUUGGAACAGCAUAAAUUACUUUGAACCAUUAUAAUAUUCUUGAGAUCGCCAACCUAGAAAAUUCCCGUUGUUUUUUGACAUUUGCUGGAAUUGCACACUGAAGCCCAAUUUAUUUCUCUACAUGGGAGUGGGGGCCAGAGAAUAGGAGUAGAUUUGGUCAUGUACCAGCAUCACCUGCGGUGAUCUGACGAAAGUUCUACGAAUUUCAGCAUCUUAGCUAUGAUUUCUCCUUAAAGCAAGACUGAUGAUUGAAUAAUGUAAUCUGUGCCACACCGAAUCCUUUUGCAGCCACACGUAUGUUGCAAUAACCUUCCUUUGAAAUAUUUUAUCUCUCAUUAUUGGUCUGUGAACAUAACGGCAGAAUUUCUGCAAUACAUGAAUGCAUAAAAUGUUGAUAGUCUGUAACUUUGAUAUACUGUGAAUUAAUAAUAUUUCUACUGUUUACUUUUCUGAUUGAAUAUUGCUAGAGGGUACGCAGUUAUUGCAAAGGUUUGUGCUUAAUUUAUGAGCAGAAGCCUGUGAAGUUGUGGCAUCUAUUAAAUAUUUUGAACAAACCAGAAAAUAUUUUGAACAAACUUUGCGAAGGAAUCAGGUUUUUAAAACAUCAGCUGAAGAAUCAGUGUGGUAUAAAAUGAGUCAACUUUUUUUGUCAGCUUGAUGAAGGAUAUUACAAUUAUUUUUUCCUCUGUUAUAAAAAUGUAUCCUUUUAAAAUAUAUUCCUAUUACAUUUAAAUUGAAGUUUUUGUUGAUUCAGACUUAUAACCUAUAGCUCUGCAAACUAUAUACCGUACACGCUGUCUUCAAUUAAUAUUUUGUGUAUUUAAGUUCAUAAAAGGAAUAUCUGGGACAUGAUUCUAUCUCAGGCUCAAUAAUGUUCUGAAAAGCAGUCUGCUACCUUUCCAUGAGUGUCAAUCUGAACAGCAUCAAUGAUCUUCCGAAAAUGAACAAGUGCUAAAUGUGCCUCUCCCACACAGGGCUGUCAAUGUAGGAUGUUUAUCAAAGUGAUACACAAACCGUUUGAAAUAAUGACAAUCCCUUAAAUAUCUUAAAUAUCCUCUCUUGCAGUGUGCCCUAAUAUUAUUGAGCAAUUUAAGUUUGUUUGAAUGGAGUAUAUAUUUUGCCAAAGUAUCCCUUAGUCUUUGAUAAUAGUGCACAAAUACUUAAUACAUGGCAUGAAAUUGCUGUCCACUGGCAUAAAAUACAUGUACCAAAUACAUGCCUUGGUAGGACAGCUGAGAAGAUUCAAAACAUGGAUCAGAAACUGAAAAAUGGUAGUUGGGAGAGAUUUGGUUGCAAGCUUAAUUAUGGGGUUGCAGAGGUACAAGAAUUUGAUGAUGUUUCUCCGAGCCUCGAGCAAGUGACCUAGAAGUGGACUAAGUGUUGUGAUUACUCUGGAGAGAUAUUGAAGUAAAUCAUGCAGGGGAUAUGCACGAGUUGCACACUGGCCUGUGGUAAAUAUAGGUGAUGUGCAAGUCAACACUACACCCAAAACACUUCAGCUUCCACACUGCAAUCUGUGGUGCCUGCAGAAAUGUUAUUUCCUCCCUCUUGGUAUGAGAGAUUCUAAUGAGAAUCAGGAAGCAGUCAUGAAUGUCUUUUUUAAUUCACAGAGGAUAUUUCAAAACAAAAACAACAUCUAACAAAGGUGUUGGGUGUGAGGGUGCUUGCAAGAACUAUAUUAAUUUUGAGUUUAGUCACGCAAAGUGUCUUGUGGAAGCUAUGAAACAUGUUUUUAUUCUUUAAACAUUGUCCAUGCACUGUUGUACAGUAUCUUUAGAUGAACAACUUGUGAGGAAAUGCUGUGUCUGAUCUCAGAGAGGUUCGUCUUUCUGCCCCUUGCCUUGAUUCAGUAGUGUAAAGUAGAGCCAGCCAAUACUCUUUACAUUUUUACACUCUACUGAUGUAUAUGUUUUUUUUUUUUUACAUAUCCAAAAUCUGAGUCUGUUGAUCGAUAGAUGUAUUAACAUGAAUACAGAAUGCAGUUUGCUAUAUUUUUAAAUAAAUUAGUUAAAUAUGCUGCAGUAGCUCAAAAAUCUGUUAACAAAUGUGAUAAAUAUGUAAAGUGACAUUUCAAUGCCUGGAGUAGUGGGACAGUAUUUGCAGCUGGUGGAGGUAUUGUAUAGAGCUGAUGCAUAGUGAGAUGGUAUCAUGCCCACACAAUGGAAGGGACAGCAAACAUGGGAUUAUAUAGCAGGACACAAAGUGCUGCAGUAACUCAGUGGGUCAGACGGAAUCCCUAAAGAAUGUGGAUAGGAUACGUUUUGAGCCUGAACCCAUCUUCAGUCUGUCCCAAAAUGUCACCUAUCCAUGUUCUCCAAGAAUGCUGACUGACCCACUGAGUUACCCCAGCACUUUGUGUCCUUUUUAGUAAACCUGCAUCAACAGUACCUUGUUUGUACAUGAGAUAUAGUAGUACAGCUCUGAUGCAAUAUGAAGGCUGCCUAAUGCUUUGUUGAGGGAAUCAUUGCUUUUCUUUGAUAGUGCCCUGUGAGUGCAUCCACUGUAUAGAUUUCACAGCUUUGACUACCAAGCUUGUAGAAUGAAAACCCCCGUUUCCAAAUAAGUUGAAUGCUUCGAGCUGAGAUCCAAAAUAGUAAUGUUGAUGCUGAUUUUGUUUACAACUUGAAAAUUUCCUGAGGAUAUUUUUCGGAUAGGAUUUCUCUUGCUUUACCUGCUGAGGCUGAUGCCUCCGAAUUCAAGUGUGGCUUUCCAGCUGAAUACAAUGAAGUGAAACGCUACUCUUUGCUCCCUCUUUAGGGAAUCACAUUUUGCCAGGGCACAGAUUGGGAAUUGAAGCAGGGAAUCAUACCAUGGCUUUACACAUUAUCGGAUACUAAAUGCAACAAUGUUGUCAAAUUAGAUAUCCACUUUUAAUUACACUCAAGCGCUAACAAUUGUUGCAUUAAUCAAAUAUGCUAUUGCAAUAAAUUUAUUGGUGGAAUGGCUCGAUAUACAAAAAGGCAUCAUGUAUAAUUUGCACUCUACUUUCCUCACAGUAAAGUCAGUGACCUGGGUACAAAGGGCAUUAGAAGGGCUGCAACACAAAUGAAAGUGUGAGUUGUGUAGACCGAGCGAUGUAUGGUGUGAAGUGUGGAGCUGUAGAUGUCAGAGCAGGUGAAUGAGGGUCAUCUUCCACUUUGGAUGAAUGAUUUAUUUUCAACCAUCAAGCCAAAAAAAUUCUAAUAUGAGAUGUGAGUUCUUCCACUUGCCCAGUGAUCUUAACAGUUCUGCAUAAAAGAAGGAAGCUGCUCCUAACUUUGAAGCCUCUUGAAGACUAGACACAGCAUUCCCUUUGGAUUAGAUUGCAGCACGGACUAAUGCACACAUUUAGUUAGGUAAUGCGCUUGAGUAAAUUGCUUAUUUUCUUAAUGCUAAAUAUUUGUCUGUGUGAAGUAUAAAAUAUUCAGUUCAAGUGAAACCUGCCAUGUGUUACUGUACAUGUCUGUAUUUGUAUUGAACAUUUCAACACAUGUGUUCAUAUGUGUGCGUGUAUGCAUAUAUAGUAUAGAUGCGCUAACACACACGUGUAUGUGUAUAUUUGAUGUUGUUAAAGAGUACACAUUAUUUAUAUAUGUUCGAAAUAAAAAAAUCCUAUUAAAUGACAAA